AUGGAGAAGAUCAAUCCACUAGUCUACCGGGUAUGGCUCCCCACAAACUACCCUAUGCACCCCUACGAAGUCAAGGAUAUUCUGGGCCAUCGCUACACGAACAAGCGCUUGGGAAGUCGGCUGCAGUAUUUAGUACAAUGGAAGGGUUACGGGCCGGCGGACAACAUGUACAUCGCUGAGGAUGCUCUUCGAAAUUCCCCUUACCUUAAGCGGAGGUACUGGGCGGCGCAGGAGGAGCGACAG
This is a messenger RNA of Schizophyllum commune H4-8, 243 nucleotides long. RefSeq lists its product as uncharacterized. The record is from RefSeq and is a predicted model, not a curated record. Lineage: Eukaryota; Fungi; Basidiomycota; Agaricomycetes; Agaricales; Schizophyllaceae. The transcript is spliced from 2 exons. The annotation marks the transcript as partial.